Molecule: messenger RNA, 2826 nt
Organism: Lutzomyia longipalpis
Lineage: Eukaryota; Metazoa; Arthropoda; Insecta; Diptera; Psychodidae
Gene: PIG-N
Product: GPI ethanolamine phosphate transferase 1
Exons: 5
Coding region: 49-2703 (884 amino acids)
Biological process (GO): GPI anchor biosynthetic process
Cellular component (GO): endoplasmic reticulum membrane
Molecular function (GO): mannose-ethanolamine phosphotransferase activity
Source: RefSeq, a predicted model, not a curated record
GUAAACAAUAUGUGAAAAAUCAGUGAUUUGUUUACAAAAACAGAAAAAAUGUAUUUCUUUUUCCUCUGCGGUGUAGUGAUUCAUCUGAUAUUCCUGUCCUCCAUCUUCGACAUUUACUUCCUGUCGCCCAUCAUUCGUGAUUUGGAGCCACAGACGGAUAAUGAUGAUCCCCCGGCAAAGAGGUUGGUGCUCUUCGUGGCUGAUGGAUUGCGUGCAGAAUCAUUCUAUCGUGAUGAUUUCCGUAGGACUGAGUUCCUUGGGGAGAUUGUCACAAAGCAGGGAAUUGCUGGAAUCUCCCACACCAGGGUGCCCACUGAAUCCCGUCCGGGGCAUGUAGCUCUCAUUGCGGGGCUAUAUGAGGAUCCCAGUGCUGUGACACGUGGGUGGAAGGAUAAUCCAGUGGAUUUUGACUCGGUGUUCAAUCGUAGUCGUACAACGUACAGCUGGGGGAGUCCUGACAUCCUCCAGAUCUUCGUGAAGGGCACUGAAAGGGGGCACAUCUUCACGCAUUCAUACACAAAUGAGGAUGUGGAUUUUUCCGGAAGGAAUCGAAGUACCAUUUGGCUCGAUGAAUGGGUUUUUAGUCGUGUCAAGGAGUUCCUCCUGCGGAAUGUUACGGAAGAGCUGAAGAAGAGCGACAGGGUGGUGUUUUUCCUGCACUUGCUGGGACUCGAUACAGCUGGGCAUGUACACAAGCCAAAUUCCAAGCUUUUCAAUGAGAAUCUCCUGGCUGUGGAUCGGGGAGUGCGGGAGAUUGCUUCACUCUUUGAGAAUAUCUUCCCGGACAGGAGGACGAGUUAUGUUUUCACAUCGGAUCACGGGAUGUCCGACAGGGGAGCUCAUGGGGCGGGGCAUCAUCAUGAAACUGAGACACCAAUUGUUGCCUGGGGUGCUGGAGUUGUGAGAAAACCUUCCCGGAAGCCACGGGAGAACAUUGAACAGGCUGAUGUGGCUCCCCUGAUGUCCGCCCUGAUUGGUAUCGCCCCACCGGUGAACAAUGUCGGCAUGGUACCCAUUAGAUUCCUCAAUACAUCCCUGGAAUACACAGCCAGGGCCCUCUUUACCAAUGCCCAGCAAAUUUUGGCGCAAUUCACAAAAGUUUCCGGAGAUUUUCAUCGUGGCAAGCUUAGCCGGUACUUCCGGACAUUUGAGAAGGAGCAGGGCAUUCAGGAAGUCACGCAGGAGAUUCAGCAAAGGAGUGCGGAGGAGAACUACGAGAAAGCCAUUGAGCUGAGUCAGACAAUGAUCCGGGAUUGCCUGCAGGGCAUUGAAUUCUAUCAAACGUACUACCAGAAGCUCUUCCUGCUCACUGUGAGCGUUGCCAUGAUUGUGUGGAUGAUCAUCUCCUUCCAGGAACUCACAUCUGGGCAUCUGGAGUAUGUGACGCGUGUCAUUGAUUCCCGUGUCACUGUAAUCUCCACAAUCCUCCUCACCUUCACCAUUACCUUCGUCAUCCUGCAGCAGAUAAGCUUUCGCCUCACGGUGUACCUCAUCCUGCCCACAAUCCUGCAAUUCAUCACCCUCAAGCGAUGGAAUUACUUCAAUGCCAUCCGCUUCCGGACAAAUAUUUUCUUCAUUCUCAUCUAUGCCGCCGGCGUGGAGCUGUUUGUCCUGGCCUUCUUCUAUCGCUUCACCCUGGCUGCCAUCCUUCUCAUCUACUGUGCCAUUGAAGCUGUCCAGCAGUACCGUCGUGGCUGCUCCAAGGGGAUUCUAGUCAAAUGGAUCAUUUCCUCCGUAGUCCUCGCCAUCUUCCCUUCCCUGCCAGUCAUUGAGAAGGAUGCCAAUGAUUUUCAACUUUUAUUUAUUGGAACCCUUCUGUGGUGCAUCCACAGCAUUGCUUCCGCCGUGGGAACAUCCGGGAAGGAAGGAGAAAGCUCCUGGAGGCUCAUUCAUCGCUAUGGCACCAUCAUUCUCCACGUUAUUGUCAAUGUGAACCUCCUGGCCAGUGUAAAAUCCAUCAAUGAGGGUUCGGGACUUCAUUCCACGUACCAAAUCAUCUCCUGGAUCUCCCUCGUUUUAGCCCUCAUUCUCCCCAUUUUGAGCUCCCUGGAGCCCGAGAAGAGGCUCUGGGCACUGGCAAGUAGCUUCAGUGUUCCCAUCUCCAUCAUGUCGCUCUCAUAUGAGCCCAUCUUCUUCUUUAUCUUCUCCAUCAACCUCAUUACGUGGUUCCGGAUGGAAUUUCCCCACCGCACGACGGAUGUUCAGAAGAUCUUUCUGGACAGGAGGGACUUUAUCCGGAUGUACAUCAUCCUCCUGUAUAUUUUUAUCUCAUUCUUCGGCACGGGGAAUUUUGCGUCAAUCAGUUCAUUUGACCCAAACUGGGUGAGGUGCCUCGUGACGACCUUCUCACCCUUCCUCAUGGCCACACUCAUCAUCCUCAAGUUGAUGGCGCCAAUUCUUCUAGUCGUUUGUGUUCUCCGGACCAUUCAUACGAUCUCAAAGACGGAAAUACGCAAGCUGUUCAUUGUGAUUUUGCUGAUUUGCGACGUGAUGGGCGUGAAUUUCUUCUAUUUAAUCACAAAUCGCGGCUCAUGGUUGGAAAUUGGGCAAUCCAUAUCGCAUUUUGUCAUAAUUGAGGUGACAGUUUUGGUAUUACUCCUCCUCUUCUGUGUCACGCAUCCGUUUACCAAUUUGGACUUGGUCAGCGUUCUCCAAAGUGGUCAUCAACUCCUGCCAACGACCAAGAGGCGCAAAAUUCAAUAAAAUGCACGUACGUUGACGGAAUAAAUUAUCAGAGGGAAGCUAUUAAAAAAAAACUCUUCAGCACCAUUCUGUUCAUUUCUCUGCAGCAGAAAUGAGUCAUUUUAUGCAGAAAAUAAGGAAAAA